Coccinella septempunctata (seven-spotted ladybird) is the source of this 783-nucleotide messenger RNA. RefSeq lists its product as uncharacterized. The coding region runs from base 430 to 783 and encodes 117 amino acids. Lineage: Eukaryota; Metazoa; Arthropoda; Insecta; Coleoptera; Coccinellidae. The transcript has 3 exons. The record is from RefSeq and is a predicted model, not a curated record.
UAUAUAAUAUUUCCGCGAAAUUCUAUCGAAAUUUUCAUUGUUUACAUGUAAGCAACCAUGAAGACGGAAGUCAUUCUAUUCCUUUUCACAAAAACUCAUAUGUCAAAAACUAGAGUCCAUAAAUUAAUAAAAGUUAAAUGAGAAAAAAAUUAUAAUCUGCACACUUUAUAUAACAAAAUUAUUUGCAUCUAUCGAACUUGAGGUUUCUUUACUUUCAAUUUUAAUCCGGCUGAUGUUGCAACAACUCUUGUUCAACUGCCAUAACGGAGAUCAAGUAACCCACAGUUGUAAAGUUAUGUUCAAUUUCAGAGGAAAGUAAAAGCGAUUCAUUCUUUGAAUUCAUUUGGUAUCUAGAUGUACUGUGAUUGUAAACUUGUAUGAACACCUAUGUUAGCCGAAUAGGCGAUAAUUUUUGGACAGUUCGGAAUUAUGAAAUUUCUUGUUUUUUCUGCCGUUUUGAUAUUGUGUUCUGUUGGAGUUUUGGGUGACAAUUCAAUUCAACCAGUGGCUGUGGAAACUUCCAAUUCAAGCAGUCGAGCUAAAAGGAACAACUCUAGUAUAUCAAUCGGUGAAGCCUCAAAUCAAAAAACAACUCCUGCGAAUAUCAAGAAAGUAAUUUGCCCGAAUAAAAUAGAACGGAUUCCUUUCUUAUCGUUACCAUGCGAUUUUGAUAGUGAAUGUUCCAUAUUUGGAAGCAAGAUGGUGUGUUGCUUCAACAGGUGUAUUCAAGGGGUAGUUCCAUUGAAGAAAGAGGACAACCCUAAGGUACCCAAGGAGUUCUGA